AUGUCAACAACCAGUCUCAGAUCCCAGCUGAGGGAACAUUAUCUCACUUGUUCUAUUUGUUUCAACAGUUUUAUCAGACCAAAAGCUCUUCCUUGCUUACAUACUUUUUGUGAAGGAUGCUUGCGUGAUUAUAUUGUAAGUAGGGGAUACGAAAGCUCCGGUAAUUUUCCGUGUCCGGUUUGCAGAACCGACAUAACGAUGCCAGCGUCUGGUGUAGGCGGAUUUCCAGAUAACUAUCUGAUGACGUCUCUUUCGGAUACGAUUGAGAAUUCGACGCCAGCUAGACCCAUGCCUAAACCUAGACGUUCGCUUGGUCAGCCUAAUGUACAGCCAGAAAACGAGGACAAAUCGCUUCCGUCUUAUCAUAGUGUAGCUGAUACUCAUCCUGAUACCACCUCCGAGGAUCUCCCGGUAUGUGCUUCCAAAAGUUGCUGUAACGACACAGGUCUUGACUCCUGGAUGGCCGUGCCUCGAUUCACACCGUCUGCACCUCAGGCUGGCACAGAUUGCAAAGAAGAAUCCAAAAGUGGUCAGACAGAAUACUGUGUUGUUUCCGUGUCCAGCUCAGGUCAUUUGCCAGUUUCAAGUGGUUUACCAGCUACAGUUCCUUCCCAGAUUGGAGAAGCAAUUUAUGCAAAUGUCAACCCUGCCACUCCAAACCAGCCUCUCCCACUUCAUUCGGAUCAUGAUCAAGUGAAACCAGGUGUACCUGUUUAUCCGCAACUGUUUGAACAUCCACAAACUGUAAACAUGUCCCAUGGACCCGCUCCUAUUGGUUGGAACAUCGAUUUAAUAAACCCUCCUGCCCAUCCUGGCAUGCUUCAUCCACAAGCUGACAUCGACAGAAAUUAUAAAGCUAAACCUUUUACUGCACAUGAUGCCAGAUACAACCAGAAUACGGCUCAUAAACCAUCAAGAACUCCGCAAAUACUGUAUCCCGCAGUACCUCGGCAUACCGAACAGCCUAACACUGCUUGCACUGAAAAUCUGCUGCUAAAAUUUGGAAAGCAGGGAUCUAGUGUCCGGGAUCUCCUGAAACCAAUUGGCCUUGCUGUAAGCAAAGAAGGCAAUUAUAUAAUAUCAGACAGCAGCAGGGAAAAUAACAGAAUUUUCAUUUUUAAUAGUGGUGGUGAACUCAAAACUGCAUUCAACUGUGGAUGUAAAGCCAAAGAUGUUGCUGUAACUAAAGGAAAUGAAAUUCUAGUUGCUGUUCAUAAAAAUACAUCAGCAGUUAGACAUUUCACCAUGGCAGGGCAACUCAAAGGAGAAUACGGAAAGUCUUUCACUUUCGAGGAGCCUUGUGGUAUUGGCGAGCUUCAGAAUGGAGGUGUGGCUAUUACCGGCUUACAGAGUCACUGUGUCUAUGUUCUUACAGAUCAGAUGAAACUGGGAGUGAAGUUUGGCAGAAAGGGUAACGGAGAUGGCUAUUUCCAGCACCCAGGUUUCCUUGCUGUUGAUUCUAGAAACCAAAUCAUUGUUACAGAUAAAGUAAAUGGUUGUGUGCAAAUUUUCAGCACCGACGGAAAGUUCAGACAUCGCUUCGGGGUACCCGGGAGCAACCAUGGGCAUCUUCAAGCCCCUCUUGGUGUGUGUGUUGAUGACAAUGAUAACAUUAUAGUAGCAGACAGUGGGAACUGCAGGGUAGAAGUGUUUUCUCCCAGAGGCUUGUGGUUGAGCAGUGUGGUGGUAGGCACACAUGAACUUGGUGACGCAGUGAAGCCUGUAAAUGUUGCCUUUACCCCAACUGGACGAGUUGCUGUUUUACUGAGAGGGCCUUACUUUGCAGAAGUUCGAAUCUACACUUCAAGACAUAAAGAAAAUGGCCAGAAAGAGGGCCAUGUAAGCACGAAUUCAACACUUACUAAAUUAGUACUGAAUUAG
Candidula unifasciata is the source of this 1881-nucleotide messenger RNA. The record is from the annotation of a GenBank genome assembly. Lineage: Eukaryota; Metazoa; Mollusca; Gastropoda; Stylommatophora; Geomitridae.